Molecule: messenger RNA, 2360 nt
Organism: Mytilinidion resinicola
Lineage: Eukaryota; Fungi; Ascomycota; Dothideomycetes; Mytilinidiales; Mytilinidiaceae
Product: aspartyl-tRNA synthetase
Exons: 3
Coding region: 445-2079 (544 amino acids)
Biological process (GO): aspartyl-tRNA aminoacylation
Cellular component (GO): cytoplasm; aminoacyl-tRNA synthetase multienzyme complex; cytosol
Molecular function (GO): RNA binding; ATP binding; aspartate-tRNA ligase activity
Source: RefSeq, a predicted model, not a curated record
CGGUAGUAUCGGCGUCUGAGAGACUGUAUCCCACGAUGUAAGAUCGGAGGGUCAGAUGGGCGUCAAGCUCAGCUAGUGCACCUUCGAUGCUCUUCAGGUUAAGAGCCGUGAGGUUCUGAGCUCUAGCCUGCCACUCGUGAAUUUGGGCGUCCAUGGUGAGCGCGAAUCGAUGGUGUGAUGAGCUCCGGUCAGGAGCCGCAGGGUUUUAUGCUGGAUUGGUGGCUAGAAUACUGUAUGACUCCUUGAACAGGUGAUUCAGGAACCUUAGAACGACAAUUUUCUGCCCCACUACAAAGGAUCGUCUCAGCCCCUCACUACAAACAACACUUACUAGGUACUUCGUAGAGUCACAAUACACGCGACGAUAUCAAUUGCACUCUGACGCUAUUGUUUUGCUCGGUGGAGCCGCUCAGAGCCACUCUUAAAGAAAGGUGAAUCCCCAUCAUGGCCGACGCAGGACCUGCAGAGCCGUCGAAAAACGCGUUGAAGAAGGCGGCCAAGGAGAAAGAGAAGGCCGAGAAGAAGGCCGCCGCAAAAGCUCGAGAGCUGGCUGAGCGACAGAAGAAAGAGGCCGACGAUGCCAACGACGUCUCCGUUGACUCAUAUGGCGAGCUCCCUCUAUGCGGAUCCGUCGAAUUCAAGCCUACAAACAUCCCUCGGGAAUCGCUAGCCAACAUCGCCCAGCAUGAAGACAAGACCAUUGUCUUCCGCAGCUGGGUUGUGAAUGCCCGUGUUCAGUCCGCGAAACUAGCUUUCUUGAACCUGAGGCAGGGGCUCCAUACCGUUCAGGCUGUCGUGGCCGCGAGCGAGACGCUAAGCAAGCAGAUGGUCAAGUUCAGCGGCAAUAUCUCUACCGAAUCAACGAUUGUGGUGCAUGGCUUGGUCAAGAAGACGAAGGAGCCGAUCAACAGCGCGUCGAUCAAGGACUACGAAAUCCACAUCCAGAAGCUAUUCAUCGAAGCCAAAGCUGAGGUGCCGCUACCUCUGCAGGUCGAGGAUGCCGAACGCCCAAUCCCAAGCGAAGGACUAGGAGACGAGGACGACAAGGCUACGGAAGGAGGCGAGAAACCUAUUGUGGGGCUAAAUACAAGGCUGAACAACAGGACGUUGGACUUGCGAGCAAAGACCAAUCAGGCGAUCUUUGUCAUCAAGAGCGGUGUUUGUGCUUUGUUCCAGGAAUUUCUUAGCCAGAAGGGUUUCAUUCUCAUCCAGACUCCCAAAAUCCUAGGCGCUGCGUCAGAGGGCGGCGCAAAUGUCUUCGAGGUCAAGUACUUCGACCGCCCUGCCUUUUUGGCCCAGAGCCCCCAGUUCUACAAGCAGAUGCUCAUUGCUUCCCGGUUCCAGCGCGUUAUGGAGAUCGGGCCUGUUUUCCGUGCUGAGAACAGCAACACUGCGCGUCAUCUGACUGAGUUCACCGGGUUGGAUAUGGAGAUGGAGUUCCAAGAGAACUACCACGAAGUCAUGGGCAUGCUCGAAGAUUUGAUGCUGUUCAUCUUCAAGGAGCUUAACUCCAGGUACAAAAAGGAGACCGACCUCGUCCGAAGUGUUUAUCACGUCGAGGAGUUCAAGCUUCCCGAGUCGGGCAAAGUACCCCGAAUUCCAUUCACAGAGGGCAUCAAGAUGCUCCGAGAAGCUGGAGAAAAGCUAGGCGACUAUGACGACCUAAGCACACCCCAGGAGAAGCACCUCGGCCGACUUGUCCUCGAGAAGUACGGCACCGACUUCUACGUGCUUGACCAAUUCCCCCUAGCAAUCCGACCCUUCUACACCAUGCCUUCUCCCGCGGACCCUCUCCUCUCAAACUCCUACGACAUGUUCAUGCGCGGCCAGGAGAUCCUUUCCGGCGCCCAGCGUAUCCAUGACUCGAAACUCCUUGACAAGCGCAUGCGCGAGCACGACCCACCGGUUGACCCUGAAGGCGCGGGCACUAAAGACUAUGUGCAAUCGUUCAAGUAUGGCUGCCCGCCGCAUGGUGGCGGAGGCUUUGGAUUGGAGCGUAUUGUGCAAUUCUGGCUGGGUCUACCGAACAUUCGGAUGACUAGCUUGUUCCCGCGUGACCCUAUAAGGCUCAUGCCUUAGAUGGAGGGGACGAUAGGUAGUCAUUGGACUCUGAUUUUUUCCCUUAUCGAGGAUAAAACUUGCUUCUGCCAGCUCUGUCUAAUGGAACGACGCCAAAGAUGGGGAUGAUCGAUAACCAGCUCGAAUUUCUAUAGUAUAGAGGCGCAUCAGAAGUAGUCAAUAGAGCAUUGAAACCCAAGCCGCCAAUACAGAAGCCUUAAAAAGCUCACAUUCAAACCCUUGCGCCUGAACUCCCUGUUGAGCAUGCUGGCCACCUCCACCUAUGCAUCUACCUCCAUCUC